Dendrobium catenatum is the source of this 1257-nucleotide messenger RNA. RefSeq names its product ethylene-responsive transcription factor ERF110. Gene Ontology annotation, molecular function: DNA-binding transcription factor activity; DNA binding. NCBI's taxonomy places the organism in Eukaryota, Viridiplantae, Streptophyta, Magnoliopsida, Asparagales, Orchidaceae. Gene Ontology annotation, biological process: regulation of DNA-templated transcription; ethylene-activated signaling pathway. The record is from RefSeq and is a predicted model, not a curated record. The transcript is spliced from 2 exons. The coding region runs from base 62 to 1021 and encodes 319 amino acids.
ACAAAUUCAGAUAAUUGGAAACAGUUAUUUUACGUUAUUAAUUCGGCUUAUCCUCUUAUUAAUGUGCUUUAAAGUGGCGAAUCCACCGGAAUUUUCGCCGGCGAGGGAAGGGGAGGAGGAAGAGUUGGCGACAGCAGCAACAAUGUUCUCGGGUCGGUGGAGGGCGGAAGAGAUGUCUGCGAUGGUUUCGGCUUUAACACGAGUUGUCUCCGGCGAAGAGCCGGCUAUGACCGGUGGCUAUUUGGAUUCUGCUGGUUCAGCGUCAGCACCACCGUCUUCUUUGUAUAAUGCUUCUCUGUUAUCCCCGCAUUCUAUGUUUGGUGCGGGUGUUGGCGGUGGCGGAGUGAAGAGAGAGAGAGACGAGGAGUCAGUGAUAGGAUACUAUUCUGGAGCACCAGCCUCCAUCUCUCACUCCGCAUCCUCCUCGCAAGCUCCGUCAAUGGAAGAAACAACUCCUUCCCAAGUAGAAACUGAAAACCAACCUCGCCGGCGAUACAGGGGAGUACGGCAGCGCCCAUGGGGAAAAUGGGCGGCGGAAAUCCGCGACCCGCAUAAAGCUGCUCGCGUUUGGCUUGGAACCUUCGAUACUGCCGAAUCCGCCGCACGAGCUUACGAUGAAGCAGCUCUUCGCUUUCGUGGCAGCCGUGCGAAGCUCAACUUCCCGGAAAACGCGCGUCUCCAGCCGCCGGAGAUAGUUUCAAGCGGCCAGUUUCUUGGCUCCCCUGUUUCCAGUGCGUCGAGGGAUUAUUUGGAGUAUUCAAGAUUGUUGAGAGGAGAGGGACAAUAUGCUAACUUGCUUAAUAAUGAGAAUAUUUUGAAUUCAGCUUCCCCUCUUUCUUCUUCUUCAACGUCGUCGUCGUCUUCAACAUCGUCUUCCUCUGUUUUGAAUACGUUUUAUGGAUUGGGAGGAGGAGAGCAGCAGAGGAUGGGGUAUUUGGGGCAGUCCGGGAUUUGGGGGACGAGUUUUCCGGCUACGAAAUGGGAGGAUUCCGACGAGUUUCCGCCGUCGUCUUCAGGCUAGGCAGAGAAGAGUAGUUAGUCUAGGUGGGGAGUCGGCUUUAAUUGCAGGGUGGUUUUUAUUUUUAUUUUUUCUUAUGAAGCUGUAAUUUUGUUUUUCUUAUUUUUUUUUCUUGGGAAUUUGGGGAAAAUAAAGAGAUAAGCCUGUGAUUUAUAUUUUUAUUAUUAACUUGUAAUUUUCAUGGCUUCAUGGCUGUCCAUGGAGCACAGUCUCAAUAAUUAAAAUUAUAUAAAUAUUAA